This is a messenger RNA of Lodderomyces beijingensis, 369 nucleotides long. The record is from the annotation of a GenBank genome assembly. Lineage: Eukaryota; Fungi; Ascomycota; Pichiomycetes; Serinales; Debaryomycetaceae.
AUGUCAGACGCAGAAGAUAUCCCACCGGAAGAAGACCUAGAGAACCCCCUCCGUAUAGUCUUGGUGCUAGACGAACCGACAUCAAAGGAGUCGACGAUGGAAGAGAGAUUGCUCGACUCGGUGCAAACGUUCGACUCGGUGAACUGCUUCUUUGAUGCAUUCGAUGAAGCUGUCGCGAUACCCAAUGAUGGACAUAUCAAGUAUGAAGUUGGCAGUGAUGGGCUUGUGGUUAUUAUUGUUGACAAUUGCGAGCUUAUGGGUUCUGUGUUGGAGUUUGUUGAUUCGUAUGAGGCUGGGGAUGAGGAGGAGCACAAUGGCGGUGAGACGACGACGACAACGAAAAAGAAGAAGACGAAGAAGAGUGCUUAG